CUUCGUGUGAACAGGGCGGAGCUGAAGGUCCUCUCUGUACUCAAGGACAUUUGCUCUCCAACAGCUGUGUCGCCUUUCAAAAUACACAGCAACAAGUAUGAGACUCAAGUCCCCCAAAUAAAAAAAAAGGAGGAGGUCACCUCUGCUCUCCUCACCAUGACAUGAGUUCACCAUCACCGGACCGAAUCCGGCUUUAUUCCCAGCGUAUGAACAUCACACAAAUGAAUUCCGCGCGUUUUGGCAGUUCGACGUAAAGCGCCAUAUGACGCAGCAGGGCUCUCCACGGCACUGAUGCCAUAAGCCCGCCGCCCGCCGCCCUCCACCCACACCAUCAAUCUGAUGUGGAGAUCGAAGAUAGGAGGGCUCACAUGACUCCACUCCAGACUCGAAGACGAGGAGAAGUGUGGCAUCUUCCAGCAUCAGCACUGCCACAGCUGGCGCAGCUCAUAACGGCGGACAGUAAGAGGAAAUAUUCACGCUUUUCCCUGGAUUUGGAGCAGAGUCUGCGGAUGAGCAGCGAUGGGGGAAUGGACCAUACUAGAGAGGCUCUUGGAAGCUGCUGUCCAGCAGCACUCCACUAUGAUCGGAAGGAUCCUGCUCACUGUGGUGGUGAUCUUCCGGAUCCUAAUCGUAGCUAUAGUGGGAGAGACAGUGUAUGACGACGAGCAGACCAUGUUUGUCUGUAACGCCUUACAGCCGGGCUGCAUCCAGGCGUGCUACGACAAAGCUUUCCCCAUAUCUCACAUCAGAUAUUGGGUGUUCCAGAUCAUAAUGGUCUGCACGCCGAGUCUCUGCUUCAUCACGUACUCGGUCCAUCAGUCGGCCAAGCAAAAGGAGCGACGUUACUCCACCGCCACCGUCCUCCUCUCUCUGGAUAAUAAGGAGCAGGAUUCUCUGAAACGAGAGGAGGCCAAGAACCAAAAGAUCAAGAACACCAUCAUGAACGGAGUACUGCAGAACACGGAGAACACCACCAAAGAAGCCGAGCCCGACUGCCUAGAGACCAAAGAACUGACCAGCUCGGGCACAAAACCGGGCAAGUCCAAAAUGAGGCGGCAGGAGGGCAUUUCCAGGUUUUACAUCAUCCAGGUGGUGUUCAGAAACGCGUUGGAAAUUGGCUUUCUGGUGGGCCAGUAUUUCUUGUACGGAUUCAACGUGCCCGCCGUGUACGAGUGUGAUCGAUACCCGUGCAUCAAAGAGGUGGAGUGUUACGUGUCCGCGGUCAGCGGCUUUUGCGUGGUCCUCAAUCUGGCCGAGCUCAAUCACUUGGGCUGGAGGAAGAUCAAAACGGCCGUGAGGGGCGUGCGGGCCCGCAGGAAGUCCAUCUACGAGAUCCGGAACAAGGAUUUGCCCAGGAUGAGUAUGCCCAAUUUCGGCCGCACUCAGUCCAGUGACUCCGCCUACGUGUAACGGGUGCGUAACGAGGACCCGAAGCCCGCGCGCCGCCGAGUUCGAGACCGCGGAUGAGUCCCGUCGCCACGUAAGGUUCAUGAAUUGCAAGAACACGGGGUAGGACUUUUUUUGUUACUGUUUUAAAGACUCCAUUGGCAACUGUGGACGACAAACACGUUUGUAAAGCAGUUCACUACUGUAUAAUGCAACUUUUUAUGCAACGUUUGUACUCUGAGACGUACACAAAGAGCAAAUGCUGAUACCUGAAUGCGUAAUGCCUCUCUGUAAGCUGCGGUGACACUUGACAUGACACUGUCCUGUUGCACACAAUGCAUGCUAUAUGAUUCAUUACAGUAAACUACAAGCGGCUCCACAACUGCUGUGA
Sinocyclocheilus anshuiensis is the source of this 1777-nucleotide messenger RNA. Its product is annotated as gap junction delta-2 protein-like. Gene Ontology annotation, biological process: cell-cell signaling. The transcript is spliced from 2 exons. Gene Ontology annotation, cellular component: connexin complex. The record is from RefSeq and is a predicted model, not a curated record. Lineage: Eukaryota; Metazoa; Chordata; Actinopteri; Cypriniformes; Cyprinidae. Bases 520 to 1410 code for a protein of 296 amino acids. Gene Ontology annotation, molecular function: gap junction channel activity.